Molecule: messenger RNA, 3772 nt
Organism: Dunckerocampus dactyliophorus (ringed pipefish)
Lineage: Eukaryota; Metazoa; Chordata; Actinopteri; Syngnathiformes; Syngnathidae
Product: copine-9
Exons: 21
Coding region: 148-1800 (550 amino acids)
Biological process (GO): cellular response to calcium ion
Cellular component (GO): plasma membrane
Molecular function (GO): calcium-dependent phospholipid binding
Source: RefSeq, a predicted model, not a curated record
UCCUCCAUAGGCUCUCUCUCAGGCGGAGACGAACAACCAGGUUCCCCACUAUGGACUUAUGGCGGUGGUUACCAUCGUGUUGACAUGAUGUCGUUUUACUCGGAUGCUAUUUAGCGUCGCUCUUUCACUCCUCUGUUAUCCAUCACUAUGGCAACCAUCGGGGAAUUUGAUCCACUCAACACGAGAGUCCCAGCAACUAAAAUAGAAGUUACCGUCUCGUGCCGGAGUCUUCUGGAUGUGGAUACAUUCUCAAAGUCCGAUCCUGUGGUUGUGCUGUAUUUGCAGGGUAUUGGCACCAAAGAGUGGAGGGAGUCUGGACGGACGGAGGUGAUCGAUAACACCCGCAAUCCAGAUUUUGUCAGAAAGUUUGUCUUGGAUUUCUUCUUUGAAGAAAAACAAAAUCUAAGGUUUGAUGUGUACAAUGUGGACUCCAGAAGCUGUAACAUUUCCAAACACAAGGAUUUUUUGGGCCAGACGUUUUGCACCCUGGGAGAAAUCAUCGGCUCCACCGGAGGACGCCUGGAGAGGACUCUCUCUGGAAUUCCAGGAAAGAAGUGUGGGGUCAUUAUCUUAACUGCUGAGGAGCUCAGCAACUGCAGGGAUAUUGCUACCAUGCAGCUGUGUGCCAACAAGCUGGAUAAGAAAGACUUUUUUGGCAAAUCAGACCCCUUCUUGGUUUUCUAUCGCAGCAACGAGGACGGAACGUUCACCAUCUGCCAUAAAACAGAAGUGAUCAAAAACACGCUGAACCCGGUGUGGCAGCCCUUCACCAUCCCUGUUAGAGCUCUCUGCAACGGCGACUAUGACAGGACUGUAAAAAUAGACGUCUAUGACUGGGAUCGAGAUGGAAGUCAUGACUUCAUUGGCGAGUUCACUACCAGCUACAGAGAGCUUUCUCGAGGACAGAACCAGUUCAACGUCUAUGAGGUUUUAAAUCCCAAGAAGAAGGGCAAAAAGAAGAAGUAUGUCAAUUCAGGAACUGUAACUCUGCUGUCCUUCAAAGUGGAGUCCGAGUACACCUUUGUGGAUUUCAUCCGAGGAGGGACACAGCUGAAUUUCACUGUUGCCAUAGACUUUACAGCGUCCAAUGGUAAUCCAUCGCAGCCCACCUCCCUUCACUAUAUGAGCCCCUACCAGAUGAAUGCAUAUGCUAUGGCCCUAAAAGCAGUGGGUGAGAUUAUCCAGGACUAUGACAGCGACAAGCUCUUUCCCGCCUAUGGUUUUGGAGCUAAGCUGCCCCCUGAUGGCAAAAUAUCCCACGCAUUCCCACUGAGUGGCGACAACGAUAAUCCAAACUGCGUGGGCAUAGACGGGGUCCUGGAGGCCUACUUCCAGAGUCUAAGAAGUGUACAGCUGUACGGACCCACCAACUUUGCACCCGUUAUCAACAAAGUGGCCAACUGUGCAUCAGAGAUAACAGAUGGCUCGCAGUACUUUGUCCUGUUGAUGAUCACAGAUGGAGUCAUAUCGGACAUGGUCCAAACCAAAGAGGCUGUGGUCAAUGCAGCAUCGCUCCCACUAUCUAUAAUCAUUGUAGGUGUUGGACCUGCAGAGUUUGAUGCAAUGGAAGAGCUGGAUGGUGAUGAGGUGAGAGUAUCCUCCAGAGGGCGCCUCGCUGAGAGAGACAUUGUACAGUUUGUUCCGUUCCGGGACUACGUGGACAGAUCCGGAAACCAGGUCCUCAGCAUGGCCCGGCUGGCUAAGGAUGUCCUCGCCGAGAUACCAGACCAGCUGCUGUCUUUCAUGAAGAGCCGAGGGAUAGAACCGCGACUGGCCCUCUCCUCCUCACCGCUUCCUUAGCCGGCAUUUCCACUUGUCUCCUCCAUUUUCCACCCCAAAAAACCAUCAACAACCUGUCCUCCCUCUCAAAUCAUCUCCACCACAUCCACCAGCAUCAUCUCCUGACAAGUUAAACCGGAACAAAGCUCUGCAUGUGUAAAAGUGAUCAUGUCCAUAAUUGGCAAGAAGUAGUGUCUAGCUCUAUUGGGAUGGGCAACAUAUUCAUUUUAUUUCAGUUUUAAUCAGAGCAAGAAGGUCAAAAUAAAUGGACUUGUCAAGUCAAUUCAAUUUGAUCAAAACUUGGGACAGGCAUUUUUGCAGCAGAUUUCUAAAAACAGCCAAGUGCUUGUGUUAAAUAGAGGAUCUUUGCAUUUUUUUGCAGCGGGUACUUAAAAACAAUAGAGCAGUCUUGUCAUGUAGAAGAUCUUUGACUCGUGUAUUUUUUUGCUGUAGGUUGUUAAAAACAACAGAACAUUCCUGACAUAAAGAGGAUUAUUGACUUUUUUUUGGCAGUUUGUUCUUAAAACAUCAGUGCUCCUGUCAUUAGCAAGUCUGUAUGAUAUUCACAACAGAAGUUAUCUCAAGGCACGUUACACAUGGCUCAUAUAUUUAAAAAAAAGUAGCUGACCCCGACGUAAGGAAGCGCUUGGUGACAGAGGCAAGGAAAAACCACGAACGGAACCUGGAAUUAAUUGGCAAGAUGUCAUGCAUCGCCCUCGAGCACUGACAACCCUCCAAUCAGAUUGCUAUCUCUGUACUACUUGCAGCCAACAAGGGGAGCAUUUGCAUGGUCCCUGAGGACUGUUGUGAUAGGCUGUGAUGUACUAACCAGCUUGUGAGGGCUCAAAUGUCAAGAUUUUCACCGAUAAACCACCCUGAAAGACAAAACCCCACAUCAAUCUGCCAGCACCACACCCACCCAUCUUUUCACAGCAUGACGUGAUGCUGGGUGCAGAUUUGUCCUCCUGCUGUUAGAGAAAUGCCAGUCUGCCCUGCAGAGAGGAAGAGGAGGAGGAGGAGGGAGGGAGUAAAGAACAAGUGAGGAGGGUGCAAGGGAGCCGAAAGGGAGAUGCAGGAAGUAAAUAAAAGAAGACGGCAUACUUUUUGAUGAAUAUUUUCGGGUGAGGGGACUCUGAUGGAUGCACAUUCUCUGUGAAGCAAUAGACUCAGCCUGGAUUGUAAUAUUUGCCCUAUGCAUGCUCCCCCACCUCCUACUGUGUACCCACAGCGAGCUGUGUACAAAAUGGACCAAUGUCGCCCUCUUGUGGCAGUCAUACAUACAGACCUUAUUAUCUGUAUUAUGCAUGACAACUGCUAGCUAUGACUUAAUGCAGCUAUUAUUAGUUAACAUCUGCACAUGACUUAGGCCAGAAUUUAUUAACUCAUAAUUUGGUGUAUUUACAUUUUUUUUGGAGUAGUUUUAAAAGCUGUAAACAUUGUGCAAGUACGUGGGUCCAUUUUCUAAUGUUGUAUUAUGUACUAUGAUAACAAGAUGUUGUCCUCAAGUCCCUUGCAUGUUGGGGAAUAAAUGUCAGUCAACAGUGUGUGGUCACUGCAAAACAAUGAAUAAGACAUACGCACGCACACACACACACAAAACUGCUUUUACAAACACAAUAACGCUCACUUUUGAUUAUUUCACUACAUGUUUAUCAAUGCUGUGCCCGUGUACCUAAUAUUGUGUCCCUUCAGUACACAAUGCAUUUAAAUUGUCACUGAUCCUGCAUUGUGUGCCAUGUCUUUUACAGACCAAGAAAGCUGUCCAUUUCACAGGUUGUCAUAAUGUAUAAUAUAUAUGUAACAAUAUAUUCAACAUCAUCUCCUUCUUAAAUUAUUUUGUCUAGAAGUGUUUAAAGUGCUUUAUUUUUGCAAUAGGAUCAUUUUUUUUGUCUCUCCCCUGUCAUUGGUUUGUGCAUGUGUAGAAAGUCAGAUUUAAUGCACAACAUUUUGGCACAUGAUUAAAACCACAAGUUUCACACUAUAGACAUCUUUU